This is a messenger RNA of Aedes albopictus (Asian tiger mosquito), 1502 nucleotides long. Its product is annotated as tubulin polymerization-promoting protein homolog. Gene Ontology annotation, biological process: microtubule bundle formation; microtubule polymerization; positive regulation of protein polymerization. The transcript has 4 exons. Gene Ontology annotation, molecular function: tubulin binding. Bases 328 to 1002 code for a protein of 224 amino acids. Gene Ontology annotation, cellular component: microtubule. NCBI's taxonomy places the organism in Eukaryota, Metazoa, Arthropoda, Insecta, Diptera, Culicidae. The record is from RefSeq and is a predicted model, not a curated record.
CGUUCAGUUCGGUUUCAGGCGGGUUCCAGUGCGCGCGCGACAUUUUCCAAGCACUCUUCCUGUGCCGAUGUGUAUUAUACUGUUCAAAUAUAUUUAGCUAGCUAACUAGAAGCUUGCCACCCCGUGGGGAACAGAGUGUGGUGCUGUUGCUGAUCUCAUCUCGCGCGAGUUUGCUAUCUCUAAAUUGACGGGUAUCGGAUAGUGCGGCAUUGUGUCGAACCGCGGCUCACUUUUUCACCAGUUACGGUGCCGGAGUUUUGAUACAAAAAUACCUGUGGUUCGAUUUUCCUGAUAGUGACAACAAUAGUGCAAUUGAGGUCCAUCAUAAUGGCCGACGAUAAGCAGAAUGGUUCAGACAUGGUUGACAAAGCUGCUGUGGAAGUAGCUCAAAUGGCCUUGGAAUCCAACGAAGAUGUCGCUAAGCCAGCUACUGCGCCCAAGGAAGCGGCCCACGAAGACGCUGGAAGCAAAGGGGCCACCAAGAAGGAGGAGAAUGGUACACCAAAAGCCGCACCCGUUUCGACUGCUGCAUUUAAAGAGCAAUUCAAAGCAUUUUCAAAGUUUGGAGACACCAAGUCCGAUGGCAAGCACUUGACCCUUUCGCAGAGUGAUAAGUGGAUGAAGCAGGCCAAGGUCAUUGACAAGAAAAUAACUACAACUGAUACUGGAAUUCACUUCAAGAAACUAAAGUCAAUGAAGCUAUCCUUUGCGGAAUACAACACAUUCCUGGAAGAUUUAGCUAAAACCAAGAAGGUUGAGCUGGAUGAAAUCAAGAGCAAAAUGGCCAACUGUGGAGCUCCAGGAAUCCACAACGCUACGCCCGGAAAGGCAGCCGAAACGGUGGCGCGGCUGACAGAUACAUCGAAAUACACCGGAUCGCACAAGCAGCGGUUUGACGAGACCGGCAAGGGAAAGGGAAUCGCCGGUCGAAAAGAUCUUCCGGACAGUUCGGGAUACGUAUCUGGAUACACUCAUAAGAACACCUACGAUAAGACACACUAGACAAAAAAUCGCGUACCUUGUGAAAUUGCCCUUCCAUUUUCUCGACAUGUAAUCAUAAUCCCAUGAUGAUAAUAUUCGAUUAAUCAAAAAAAAACGAGAAAUAAGUUUCCAUAGUCUUCGAAAGAUAAUGAAUUAAGUAAGCUUUAAAAAAAAUGGUUUAGUUUAACACAUGACGAUUGUUUCAUGAUUUCCUUGUUGAUGUUUGAUUUGAUAUACAAUAUACAUAGCCUUUCGGUUUGAUUUCUCAUUCGGUCUAAGAUAAGUUAUUCUAGUCCUGUUAGUUUUAUAAAGUGACAUUGAAAUGAAUGAAGUUUUGUUAAUGACAUCAAGCGUUGCAUUAGCUCUAUAGUUCACCCACAUAGUCAUUGUUUCUCGUACCUAAUGCAGUUCAUAAUGAAUGGAUACAAUCCAAAAUAUAUUUAAAAACCCAGAUAAAAUAUAACAUAUUUGUAUUUUCCGCUGAUGAUAUUCACGAAUGAAUAAAUUUGGUAAACACACUA